This is a messenger RNA of Ophidiomyces ophidiicola, 999 nucleotides long. RefSeq lists its product as uncharacterized. The transcript has a single exon. Gene Ontology annotation, cellular component: mitochondrial large ribosomal subunit. The coding region runs from base 1 to 999 and encodes 332 amino acids. Lineage: Eukaryota; Fungi; Ascomycota; Eurotiomycetes; Onygenales; Onygenaceae. The record is from RefSeq and is a predicted model, not a curated record. Gene Ontology annotation, molecular function: structural constituent of ribosome. Gene Ontology annotation, biological process: translation.
AUGCCUCCCAGAUUACGGUUCUCAGCAUGCUCGAAGUUCUCCCAAAACCUCCAGCACGAGUGCGGAAGGCAGACCAGAACUACAUUCAGAACUGUUGCCAUCUCACCUUCUUUGAGCUCCUCUCCUAGCUACAUACGGGCGGCUUCUACUGCCUCCGCCGUCGCUUCACUCCCUUCUUCGCAAUAUCCACCCACCCAACCUCCUUCUCAUCGUCGACCGGAAUUCCGCAAAUCACAACUUCACCGACAAUACACCUCCCUCCUACGCACCAUGCCUCUGAUACUUCUAUUUCAGCAAAACAACCUCAAAGCUGUUGAAUGGGUAAAUAUACGCCGCGAAUUGGCCAAAGCAUUAAGGAAAGUGGACGAAGAGCACGUCGCCAACGGCAGAACGGAUAUUCCGCCAUUGGCCGAGGCCAUCAAGAUCCAGACCAUCCAAACUAGCAUUUUUGAAGUCGCGCUGCGAAUAGUUGACUUCUACCGCCCUGAGACGAUAACGGAAGCCGCAGACCACACAUCGCCUUUAACCCACGACCUCUCCCACGCCGCAUACCAAGCUGUCCGCGACAAGCGCGGAAAGCACGAACUCGCAACGCUACUCACGGGCUCCAUUGCGAUCGUCACGUUCCCCCAUGUGUCGCCGGAGCACGUCAAGGCCGCUCUGUCGAUUCUCGCACCUCAGCCCCCGGCCUUUCCUGCCCCCCUCCGCCGGGCCAACCCGAGCUACUACGAGCUUCCCACGCAGCUAGGCUUGCAGAAGCUAAUGCUUUUGGGCGCGAGGGUGGAAGGAAAAGCGUUUGAUGAUGUGGGCACGAGAUGGAUUGGCGGGAUUGCCGGUGGUAUGGCUGGCCUGCGUGCCCAAUUGGUGCAUGUGUUGCAGUCUGCGGGAGCUAGCCUUACGGGUGCUCUGGAGGGCGCGGGUAAGAGUCUGUAUCUUACGAUGGAGAGCCGAAGGAGUGUUUUGGAAGAGGAGCAGAAUGGUGGAAAGAAGGAGGAGUGA